Dermochelys coriacea (leatherback sea turtle) is the source of this 3469-nucleotide messenger RNA. RefSeq names its product ataxin 2 like (gene ATXN2L). The transcript is spliced from 23 exons. The record is from RefSeq and is a predicted model, not a curated record. Gene Ontology annotation, biological process: cytoplasmic stress granule assembly. Lineage: Eukaryota; Metazoa; Chordata; Testudines; Dermochelyidae. Bases 1 to 3081 code for a protein of 1026 amino acids. Gene Ontology annotation, molecular function: RNA binding. Gene Ontology annotation, cellular component: cytoplasmic stress granule.
AUGUUGAAGCAGCCGCAGCCUUUGCCCCCGCAGCCCACCCCGGGCGGCCCCGUGCCACAGGCCGGGCCCCCGCCCGCCCGCAAGGCCCCCCCGCCGGGGGCUGCCCUCAGCCCCAACGGCAGCCUCAGCCCCAGCGGCGGGGCGGGGCGGGCCGCGACGGCGGCCCCAGGCGGGGGAGGAGGCGGCGGCGGCGGCCCUGGAGGAAGCGGCAGCGGCACCAGGGGGCAGAGCACAGGGAAGGGGCCUCCCCAGUCUCCAGUGUUUGAAGGUGUCUAUAACAAUUCUCGAAUGCUGCAUUUUCUGACGGCUGUCGUGGGCUCCACGUGUGAUGUGAAGGUGAAAAAUGGCAGCACCUUUGAGGGGAUUUUUAAAACCCUCAGCUCUAAGUUUGAGCUCGCGGUGGAUGCGGUGCACAGGAAGACCCCGGAUCAGCUGGUGGGACCUAAGCGGGAGGACAUUGUGGACACCAUGGUCUUCAAACCCACGGAUGUCAUGCUGGUGCAUUUCCGCAAUGUUGAUUUCAAUUAUGCCACCAAAGACAAGUUCACGGACUCUGCCAUCGCCAUGAACUCCAAAGUGAAUGGGGAGCACAAAGAGAAGGUGCUGCAGCGCUGGGAAGGAGGGGACAGCAACAGCGAUGACUAUGACCUGGAGUCUGACAUGUCUAAUGGCUGGGAUCCCAAUGAGAUGUUCAAGUUUAAUGAAGAGAACUAUGGAGUGAAGACAACGUACGACAGCAGUUUGUCCUCCUACACUGUCCCUCUAGAGAAAGAUAACUCGGAGGAGUUCCGGCAGCGGGAAGCCCGGGCGGCCCAGUUGGCCCGGGAGAUUGAGUCGAGCCCCCAGUACCGCUUGCGCAUUGCCAUGGAGAACGACGAUGGACGGACGGAGGAGGAGAAGCACAGCUCUGUGCAGAGGCAGAUGUCCGGCAGGGACAGCCCCAUCUUGGCCUCCAGGGAGGGCAAGUAUGUCCCGCUGCCACAACGCGUCAGAGAGGGCUCACGAGGAGGCAUCCGGUGCAGCAGCUCUCGGGGUGGGAGGCCGGGGGUGGGGUCCAUGCCUCCCCGGGGCAGCGCGCACCAUCCGGACAGCAACUCUAGUCCCGUCCCGGAGCAGCGAGGGAUCAAUGGAGGACCCUCCCGAAUGUCUCCGAAGUCCCAGCGCCCCAUCCGGGGUGCCAAGACCAUAUCUUCCCCAUCAAGCCGCCCUGUGGAGGUCUCGGCAGCUCCCCCUGCAGUGGGCCGCAUGUACCCUCCUCGCUCUCCCAAGUCUGCCUCAGCCACUCCAGUCUCUUCCCAGGAUUCUCCGGUGGGAUCCGCCAUGCCAGCAGCACCUGCAUCCCCGUCGGAGGCCAGAACUGGCCUGGAGUCGAGUGUUUCCCCAAACCCCCCUUCUCCCAAAGUAGCAACCCCCGUGCCAGCCACUGCUGUUGAGGGGAAAGAGGCUCCCACAUCUGUGGCUAAAGAUCCUGGCAGAACCUUGGAAGUGACAGGAGCAUGUGAGCUCAACAAGGCAACCAACAAAGCAGGGCUGCAGAAUGAGCAGAAGCGGACCCAGCUGGAGGAGCUGCGCAAGUUUGGGGCCCAGUUCAAGCUCCAGCCGAGCAGUUCCCCAGAGACUAGCCUGGAGUCCUUCAGUGCCAGGCCCAAGGAGCCUCUGGAGGGCAAGGAGAAGGCCCUUGAGCCGGGCAUCUGCGAGGGGCCCGAUGAGGCACCCGCCAUGAGCAUGGUGCCAAAGCCCAGCGGGACCAGCCUGGAGCUGUUGCCGGAGAGUGGCAAAGAGGAGAAGGGGCUGUGUGAGGUGGCCGAGCAGCAGGUGGCCAGCCCCCCAGGCAAGGGCGAGCCCGAGGACAAAGAAGAGGGGCCUGUGUCUGAGCAAGUGAAGAAAUCGACUCUGAAUCCCAACGCCAAGGAGUUCAACCCCUCGAAAACGCUGCUCUCCGUGAACAAGUCAACGAGCACCCCCACGUCACCGGGCCCUCGCGCCCAUUCCACUCCCUCCAUCCCAGUGAUCACAGCCGGCCAGACGGGCAUGUACAGCCCCCAGUACAUUUCCUACAUACCUCAGAUCCACAUGAGCCCUGCUGUCCAGGCGCCCCAGAUGUACUCCUACCCUGUCUCCAGCUCUGUGCCUGGCCAGCAGGGCAAGUACCGAGGGGCCAAAGGUUCUCUUCCACCCCAGCGCUCGGACCAGCAUCAGCCGACAUCCGCUCCCCCCAUCAUGCAGGCGGCAGCUGCAGCAGGGCCCCCCCUGGUAGCAGCUACGCCCUACUCCUCCUACAUUUCCUAUAACCCCCAGCAGUUCACAGGGCAGCCCACCAUGAUGCAGCCUAUGGCGCACUACCCUUCUCAGCCUGUAUUCGCCCCCAUGCUGCAGAGCAAUCCCCGCAUGAUGACAUCUGGCAGCCACCCCCAGGCCAUUGUGUCAUCCUCCACGCCCCAGUACCCUCCCUCGGAGCAGCCCACGCCCCAGACGCUCUAUGCUACAGUUCAUCAGUCUUAUCCCCACCAUGCGACACAGCUGCACCCCCACCAGCCUCAGCCAGCCACCACCCCGACAGGGAACCAACAGCAGGCCCAGCAUGCUGCCCCCAGCCCCGUACAGCACCAGGCUGGGCAGCCGCCCCACCUGGCCAGUGCCCAGCAGCAGCAGAACCUGUACCACACAGCCACGCUGACGGCCACGCCACCCUCCAUCACGCCAGGGCCCAGCGCCCAGUCCCCCCAGAGCAGCUUCCCACAGCAGGCUGUCUACGCCAUCCACGCCCACCAGCAGCUGCAACACAGCUACACCAACAUGGCCCAUGUCACCCAGGCCCAUGUCCAGACUGGAAUAACAGCAGCACCGCCCCCCCACCCUGGGGCACCUCAUCCCCCGCAGGUCAUGCUGCUCCACCCCUCGCAGACCCAUGGAGGGCCCCCCCCAAGGCGGUGUGCCACAGAGCGGGGUGCCCACCCUCUCAGCCUCCACACCAUCUCCAUAUACCUAUAUAGGACACCAUCAAGUUCAGUCUCACCCAUCCCAGCAGCUCCCAUUCCACCCCCCUGGAAAUUGAAGCCUCGAUUCCUGACUGUGAACUGAACUCCCAGUGCUGGCCCUUGCCCGGGAUCCGGUUUGCUCCUUCUGCCCCCUUGUAUGUGCCCCGGCCUGGCAGCUGGGCCCUGAGGUGGAACCCCCAGCCUGCCCCUUACAGUGCCACAGCUGGGGGCAGGGCUUUACCAAGCACCUUUUUUGUUGGUUUGCAGAGUGCACAGCGGCAAGAGCCACCUGCCCCUGGCUUCUGGAGCCGCCAAGGUUUUAUUUUCUAUUAUUUAUAACUCCAAUCGGGCUGUUUAAAUAGAGCGUUGGGCUUCCCUCCCCUAGUAACGCGAACACAGGAGCAGACCAGACUGAUGAACACCGACUUUUUAUUACAUAAAAAUAUUUAAAAAGUGGGAAAAAAAUAAAAUAAAAUUUUAAACUAACUCCA